CUAAAUCCACCCCUGCAGAAAAUGAACCGCUUCACUGUGGCAUUGUGGCAGAUUGUGCACAGGAGACUGAGAAUGAGAAAGGAAGAAUAACUGCAUAUUAAUGAUGUGCAUUAGGAAAUCCAGCCUUAACCACAAUGCAGAUAUAUUUGCAUGAGCAGAAGUAAGCUACCUAGCUAACGUUACGCUGAUAAACCGUUGUUGUUUUCUGUGACACGCACAGACUGGGAUCAUGUGUGGAAGGACAGCCUGCACCCUCGCCCCUGAUGAGCUCCGGCGCGCUUCUCGGUACCGAGACCGGUCUGGAAAGCGGCGCCGGCCUCAGUGGAGGGACGGCGAUGCGGAAAAAUACCGGCCCUCCUACAACAAGAGUCCUCAGUCCUUCAGUCCGGUUCUGCUGUCCGGCAGACACUUUAAUAAGGAAGCCGCAGUGGAUGAGUGCGUGCUGGCGACGAUGCGGUGGGGUCUGGUGCCCGCGUGGUUCAAGCAGAGAGACCCGAACAAGAUGCAGUUCAGCACCUCCAACUGUCGCAGCGAGAGCUUGCUGGAGAAAAAGUCUUACAAGGAACCUCUGUUGAAAGGGCAGCGUUGUGUCAUUCUAGCCGACGGCUUCUACGAGUGGAAGAGGCUGCAGAAGGAAAAGCAGCCUUUCUUCAUCUAUUUCCCCCAGAGCCAGGGAGAUAAGCAGGAUGGGGACGAGGUAAAGAUGGAAAAUGAUGAACAGUGUGAAGGAGAGGCAGGGGACACUAAAAAGCGCAGCAAGUGGACAGGAUGGCGUCUGCUCACCAUGGCGGGGCUGUUUGACUGCUGGACUCCCCCUGAUGGUGGGGAGGUUCUUUACACCUACACCAUCAUCACUGUGAACGCCUCACCAGACCUGCAGAGCAUCCAUGACAGGAUGCCGGCCAUUCUGGAUGGAGACGAGGAGGUGAGACGAUGGUUGGAUUUCGGGGAUGUGCGCUCGCUGGAAGCUCUUAAGUUGCUUCAGUCUAAAUCCUGCCUGACCUUUCACCCCGUCUCUUCAAUCGUCAACAACGCGCGCAACAACUCCCCCGAGUGCCUGCAGCCGCUGGGCCGUGCCGCCAAGAAGGUUCCUGUUAAGGCAUCGGCCAGCAGCAAGAUGAUGGUGAGCUGGCUGAAAAAUGGCUCUCCCAGUAAGAGGAAAGAGCUUGAUGAUGCCGAAACGGAUGAAAAGCCUCCGUCUGGGAAGCAGCAGUCCAAAGCCGUGGGGCCGCCACUGCAGCAGUGGCUGCUGGGAAGCGGGGCCAGUAAGAGACCAAGAACAUAAAGCUCCCGAACAUUGAUAGUUAAAUAUGUUGGCAGCACUGAAUGCUACUGUAAUUUGUUUGCAUCAGAAUGUACAAUGGCUGAAUGAAUGAAUGCUCUGUUAGAUGUUCUGCUUUUUUUUUUUUUUUUUGCUUCCUGAGACGCUGAGUAUUUUUAAAGCCACGCAUUCACAAUAACACAGAUCCUGCAGUGCAUCUUCUGUGCCUAUUGUCUUAUGUGAUUUUUACUCGAAUUUCACGACAGUUUGUUUGCAGUUUUACAAAAGUGGAGAGAGACCGUGCAGUUAAAAUCUACCGCACGUGUGUUUUAUGAUUCCAUUAUUUUACUAGGAAAGGACAGAUGAUUAGCCCCUAUACUUGGGUGGAUUGGUUAAAGGGAGACAGUGUUAAAACCGAAAUUUAUUAUCUAUAAUAAAAUAGAAAGCCUCAGAACAGAGAGAAGGUUUCAUUUUAAUACUUGAGCUCCAGUGCAAAACUAGCGGAGGAACAUCAUCAUACGAGCGAGAGGCAAAUGAAAAACGUAUUUUUAUGUUGUGUUAUUGCUAUUGCGUUAUUAUAGGUGUCACAAAAGUGUAUCAGGUUUGAGGUGGCAGUAAAAGGGACUAUAGUGAACAGUGGAGCAGUAUUACAAUUUCCUUUUGCAACUUCAAAUUUAAUUUACUUUUUCUUUAAUUUGUUGUUAAACAACUUCUGAUCGUUACUUGCCUACUAAAAAUCAGAGAAUUUGCAGACUGAGCUGUUCGCCUUAACCUAAAAUGUUCAGUGCCUGUCGACCGUCACAAUGACGCACUAUGCAUAUGAAAUCUUGUAGACCCAAGAGUACACACGCUCACUUCAUUAAAAUAAAAAAUAUAAAUAAAUAAAAA
Messenger RNA from Pangasianodon hypophthalmus (striped catfish), 2149 nucleotides. It is a transcript of the gene hmces, whose product is annotated as 5-hydroxymethylcytosine binding, ES cell specific. NCBI's taxonomy places the organism in Eukaryota, Metazoa, Chordata, Actinopteri, Siluriformes, Pangasiidae. Gene Ontology annotation, biological process: DNA damage response. The record is from RefSeq and is a predicted model, not a curated record. Gene Ontology annotation, molecular function: single-stranded DNA binding. The transcript is spliced from 8 exons. Bases 230 to 1285 code for a protein of 351 amino acids.